This is a messenger RNA of Dentiscutata erythropus, 276 nucleotides long. NCBI's taxonomy places the organism in Eukaryota, Fungi, Glomeromycota, Glomeromycetes, Diversisporales, Gigasporaceae. The record is from the annotation of a GenBank genome assembly.
UAUUUAAAAAUUCAAAUUAGAGUAUUAUUUUGUAACCCUGUCUUUGGAGCCGUCAUUAGUAUCGUCGUAUUUGGUGUCAUCGCUAGUGUUGUCUCAUUAGUGUUGCCAUCCUUUGAGGUUGGGUCUUUCGUCAGAUUAUAUUGUAUUAUUGUUCCAUGGUUGGUCUACGUUGGGUCUUUUGACUUUUGUUAUGGCAAGACUUUUGUUGCUUCACAGAGAGUUCAUUCGCCGUUUCACUGUGGUGUAUUGUCAGGGUCUUUCGUUGGUUUAGCUUGA